AAUUGGUAUCACUCGCUUUUCAACGCCCUUUUGACAAUGUUCCGUUUCACUAAAACGCUACUGAUGCAGCUGCUCUUGACGGCGGUGCUGCUGGCCGCGCUGUGCCGUGCACAUCCACCCGCAACCACUGCGAUGCCGGCGGCUCUAAUGGAUACAAAUGCUGGUGCCUAUGACAGUAAAUUUGACAAUGUCGACAUCGAUGAGAUAUUGAGCCAGGAGCGUUUGCUUAACAACUAUAUCAAGUGCCUGGAGAGCCAAGGACCCUGCACGCCCGAUGCCAAAAUGCUAAAGGAGAUCCUGCCCGACGCCAUGAUGACGGACUGUGUCAAAUGUACCGAGAAGCAAAAAUAUGGCGCCGAUAAGGUUACGCGUCACCUGAUCGACAAUCGGCCUGAGGAUUGGCAGCGUUUGGAGAAGAUCUACGAUCCGCAGGCGACCUAUCGCAUCAAGUACGAAGAAACCAAGACAUUGGCCAAUGGCCAAAAGGCCAACAUCGAAGUGGAUGCCACGAAUCGUGCCGAGGGCGAUUCCUAACUCCUUUUACGAAACUAAUUUCGCACAAUCACAAAAUAAUUAAUCCCAAAUCUAUAUGCAAGUCUCAUUGCACACAUAUAUAAAUAAUCUAUCCGUAUAUAUCCACAAAAACUUGUUUGCGCGUCACGAAUAAAGUAGUA
Drosophila hydei is the source of this 674-nucleotide messenger RNA. RefSeq names its product putative odorant-binding protein A10 (gene a10). The record is from RefSeq and is a predicted model, not a curated record. The transcript is spliced from 2 exons. NCBI's taxonomy places the organism in Eukaryota, Metazoa, Arthropoda, Insecta, Diptera, Drosophilidae. Bases 37 to 534 code for a protein of 165 amino acids.